AUGUGCGAGUUAAUCAAGAUGUCCAGGCUGGAAGCAAGCCAAUUGAAGCCUUUUAUAAGAAAGACAACAGGUCAGUGAUGUUAAACGAAACGCGAAGCCGAAAAAAGACAAAGAUGAAAUGUGCGAGUUAAUCAAGAUGUCCAGGCUGGAAGCAAGCCAAUUGAAGCCUUUUAUAAGACGUGUCCAGGUCACGCCAGAGCCAUCCUGUAUUGUUGCAAGUGACAGACAGCUCAACGAUUUAGUACGAUUUCGUACAACACAGUUCCUUCCAGCGUCAGUGCUGUGUAUAGACACAACAUUCAAUAUUGGUAACUUCUUUGUUACCCCUACCACCUACAAGCACAAAAUCCUGGUUGACAGGCAGUACGGAAAGGAACCUACAUUAUUGGGGCUGACUAUGAUCCACAUGCAAACAAAGGCAGAAAGUUACAACUUUUUCGGUUCGUCGAUUGUCUCCCUCGAUGAUGAGCUAAGCAACAUUCUGGCGAUUGGCUCCGACAGGGACGUUGCACUGAGGAAGGGAUUUUCAUCUUGUUUCCCGAUCGCUACAGAGCUCUGCUGCAAAGGUCACCUGGAGCAGGAUAUCCGACGUACGAUGAGAGAUCUAGGAAUCGGCCAGUUUCACGAGAAGUUUUUUUUGGAAGAUGUAUUUGGUUCGGAGGCAAAAAAAGAACUUGGCCUUGUUGAUGCUGUCAGUCGCGAUGAGUUUGAUGUUGUCCUUGAAUCGUCAUAUCCCGUAUGAAGAAAACGCGAAUUGGAGGCUAGGCAGUUAACCAGUGAGGAAAGUACCGAAUUUUACAGCUACUUUGUAAACUACGUCACAGAGGACAUGAAAAGCAUGAUGAUCGCCAGUGUAAGAAAGAAGACCGCGUUUGACGACAGUUUCUUUUAUAACAACGACCCAGAGUCGAUGAACAAUCGCAUUAAAACCCGUAUAGAAAAAAAGAGGCUCAGUUGGCCUGAAUGCGUACAGCAACUCAAGGAAAUGUCAGAGGAACAAGAAAGAAACAUCAACCGGGCACUAAUAAACGAGGGUCCUUAUAGGUUUCGUCCUGAAUGUCGACGACUGAUAAUACCAGCAGAAAAGUGGCUAGGAAUGUCAAAAGAACAAAAGGAGAGAAAGUUGAAAGAAUUCCAGAAGAUUCCGUUGUCGAAAGCGUUUGGAGUUAGUACCUCCGCUACCAUUUCCUCCACUUCUUCAAUACUAGAGGCAGCAACAGAAAAAAAGCCUUCUUCUGGCAAGAAACCGGGGCAGAGUGGAAGACGUGGUGGACGACGAAGCCUGUCUUCUCCCAGGGACACAACUGGAUUCCGACCAAGAAUAACAGUUACUGAAGAGCAUUCCUCGGGCGCCAGGGACACAAGUGAGUUCCAGCCAAGGGAAACAGCCAGCGACUUGCAGUCAUCUAUGCCUACAGAUACGAGUGGGUCCCACGAGCCUAA
This is a messenger RNA of Porites evermanni, 1443 nucleotides long. The record is from the annotation of a GenBank genome assembly. NCBI's taxonomy places the organism in Eukaryota, Metazoa, Cnidaria, Anthozoa, Scleractinia, Poritidae.